Erigeron canadensis is the source of this 1342-nucleotide messenger RNA. Its product is annotated as serine/threonine-protein kinase pakF. The coding region runs from base 48 to 1061 and encodes 337 amino acids. The transcript is spliced from 5 exons. The record is from RefSeq and is a predicted model, not a curated record. Lineage: Eukaryota; Viridiplantae; Streptophyta; Magnoliopsida; Asterales; Asteraceae.
CUAUAAUUAUCAUCAUAAAAAAUUAAGACAUUAAAAAAAGAAGCAGAAUGUCUUCUUUAUUUAUGUCUUCAUCAAAAUCAAAAUUAAAAUCAAAAUCAUCAUCAGGGGGAUUAAGCAGUAGUAGCGGCGGCGGUCGUUAUGAUAAGACCACUAGAUCUUCAGCUGCUGAAUCAGACAUUUCUUCUUUCUCAUCUACUACCCACCGAAACAACAACGCCAUAACAAUUACAAAGAAAUCGUCGAAAACGAAAUCGGCUAAUUUGAAUCUGACCGGUAUGGUUAACAAAUUAAUUAUGGAAAAGAAAUCUUCUUCUUCUUUAUCAAAAGCAUCAGCCAAAGGAAAGAGGGAAUUCACAGGGAAUGAUAUAACUAAUUAUAAAAAUAAUAAUAAUAUUGGUCUUGUUGGAUUAAUGCAUAAGAAGCUGUUUGGUGAUAAAAAGGCAUUGAUUAGUAAUAAUAAUAGUAGUAGGAGUUUGGGGAUGGUUUUAAAAAGUGAGAGGGAGCUUCUGAAUGUUAAUAAAGAACAGGAGGAACUUAUUAUCCAACUCAACUCUCUCCUUGUUCAGAAAAAUACUGAGAUUGAUAAGUUGAAAGAUCUGUGUUUGAAACAAAGGGAAGAGAUUAACUCAUUGAAAACUGCUAUUCUCUUCCCUCCUCAAGACCACCACCACCACCACCACAAGGAGUUGUCGUCUUCAUCGUCUUCUUCGUCUAUGUCUCUACAGAUGCAAGUUACUUCUCUCACCAACCAACUUCACUCCCUUGCGCACGAUCUCGCACAGGUGAAAGCGGACAAAUAUUCGGUUCAAGGAUCCUAUGAUGAUGGUCUUGUGACCUCUUCUAAUUUAACACAUGACCAGGAAGAAGCAUCCAACUCCCUGGAGUUUAGCACUACCCCUGGCAGUCCAGAUGACAUGUUCUUAAAUGAUUUAAAUCCUUGCUUAACACCUUAUGCCAAGUCUAAGUCUAAGGACUUUGGAUACAUUGAAUCCCAUUCUUCAUCAUACAACAGUACAAGGUGUCAUGAGGUUGGCUUUGGCUCUCAUGGUAGAAAGCUCUGAAAAAGUUUGGCCUAUCAACAAAAUGUCAAGUCAGACAAGAUACUUGGUUGCAAAUCAGAUCAAAACAAUUUCAUAUAUGGUAAAGCACAUCUGUUGUUAAAGAUAGUAUCAUUCUGGGACUAGUUUAACAUCCAUUCAAACUCUCUUAGCCUCCAGUUAAUGAAAUGUCAAAAAUUUAUGCUUUUCGCCUUUGUAUUUCGAAAACCUCCGCUCUUACAAGAGUGAUUGUAUCUCUUUCUAUAAUAAGAUGUUCAAAUACACUUGGUUUUCAUGCAACAUGA